AUGCGGCAACCAGUGUUACCACGUCAUAGUAAACGAUUACAUUCGUGGCUACGACAUGUAACAUUACUACGUACGCUUCUUGCGAUCUGUGCAUUUCUUGUAUGUUGGGGGUACACUCAAUUGCUGGUACGUUACGGUAGUAUCUCACCUGUAGCUACAGCUUUCUUUACAAGACCAUACGACGGUCGUACCGUCGACGAUCUUCCACCAUCACCACCAUGGAGACCAUCAUUUCGUGUUGUAGUUUCACUUACGACAACACCUAGUCGAUUACACAAGGUUAUGGAUAGUGUACGAUCAUUAACUAAACAAAAUCUCGUCCCGGAUCAAAUAUACGUGAACAUUCCAGAAGGUCAAAUGAAGCGACAUCCUGAACGUUCAUACGAUGAUACAGAGAUACCGUCUGAGCUUUUAGAACUCGCACCAUUGGUUCAAGUAAAUCGUUGUGUCGAUGAUGGUCCAGCCACAAAAUUACUUGGAGCUUUACGGAUUGAGAAAAACUCAUCAACAUUAAUUAUUACACUAGAUGACGACUUUGUAUAUCCACCAGAAUUAGUGUCAUCAUUAGUCUGGGAAGCAGAGAUCAAGCCAGAUGAUGCUUUAGGCGUUUGUGGAUGGGGAAUGCUACCUAUGUGGCACGAAGUGGGUGUCGUGCCUGCCUACGUACCAUAUUUUAUGCGCCCAAAUGGACGCUUUGUAGAUAUCUUACAAGCAUGCUGCGGUAAUGCAUAUCGACGCGGAUUUUUUACGGAUGUGAAAGCUUUAGCAGAUAUUCCAUCUGUGUGUGUAACUGUGGAUGAUGUGUGGAUUGCUGGGUAUUUACGCAUGGUCGAACAACGACGUAGUGCAUUGAUAAGCAAGAGAUUGGACCCUUUAGAUCCACAUUGGAAGAUCAUUGAAGCGCAUUCAAGUGAAAGUCAGAUGACACUUUCGCGAUUUAAUCACGAGCAUCAAAUUCACUACAAGUGUGUGAAAGCAAUUGAGGAAAAGUUUCAACAACGCUGGACACGUAAUUUUGAAGGAUAG
This is a messenger RNA of Plasmopara halstedii, 1026 nucleotides long. RefSeq lists its product as uncharacterized. Bases 1 to 1026 code for a protein of 341 amino acids. NCBI's taxonomy places the organism in Eukaryota, Oomycota, Peronosporomycetes, Peronosporales, Peronosporaceae. The transcript has a single exon. The record is from RefSeq and is a predicted model, not a curated record.